AUGAAGUUCAUUUUGGUUUUGGCAUCUUUGGCGGUGGUUGCAUUCGCUGCAGAACUUGAGAUCGAAACCACUCAUUUGCCAGAAAAUUGCGGGGAAAAAUCGAAAAAAGGAGAUGAACUUCAUAUGCAUUAUACUGGAACACUUCUCGAUGGAACAGUUUUUGAUUCGAGCAGAACUAGAAAUGAACCAUUCACUUUCACUUUGGGACAAGGACAGGUGAGUGUGAUUUUUUUUAAAAUCUAAUAAGCUCACCAAGAGUUUGAUAAAGGAUUUUUUUCGAAAAAUUAAAAAUUAUGGGAAAUCUUACUGAAAAAGUCCUUCGAUGACUUUCAGUCACAAAUCAUUUUUCAAGCUCCCCUGCGAGCUGAAAAACGUAAUUUAAUCAUUUUCAUAAAAUCUAACUUCAGAAAAUUAGCAAAAAUGAUCAAUUUUUUCACCAAAUUCAUCCUAAAAUUUUCUAAUUUUUCAGGUAAUCAAAGGUUGGAAUCAAGGUCUUCUGAACAUGUGUGUUGGUGAACGUCGUGUUCUCACAAUUCCACCAAAUCUCGCCUAUGGUGAACGUGGAGCCGGCGGAGUUAUUCCACCAAACGCUGUUCUCAAAUUCGACGUCGAACUCAUGAAGAUCGAUAGAGCCGAUGAAUUGUAA
Caenorhabditis angaria is the source of this 646-nucleotide messenger RNA. NCBI's taxonomy places the organism in Eukaryota, Metazoa, Nematoda, Chromadorea, Rhabditida, Rhabditidae. The record is from the annotation of a GenBank genome assembly.